CGACCGCUCCUCACGUGACGCUGGGAAUCGGAAGUUUACCCAGAAGCCCGCGCUUCUCUUUGAGGUCAAGAUGGCGGCGAGGGCACCAGCUUCAGCGAGUGGUCGACUGUUAGAAGGCCUUCGCAAAUGGUAUUACAAUGCAGCUGGAUUCAACAAACUUGGAUUAAUGCGAGAUGAUACCAUAUAUGAAAAUGAUGAUGUAAAAGUAGCACUGAAGAGGCUUCCAGAAAAUCUUUAUAAUGAACGACUAUUUCGCAUCAAGAGAGCCCUUGAUUUGAGUAUGAGACAACAAAUUCUUCCUGAAGAACAGUGGGUGAAAUAUGAAGAGGAUAAAAAGUAUCUCGAACCAUACCUGAAAGAGGUAAUCCGUGAACGACUUGAAAGAGAAGAGUGGGACAAGAAGUAACUGCUGGAGAGAUGCUUCAUGCAAACUGCUGCAUUUCUUUCUAACAAAUAUUUUAGUGUUAUGAUAAAAAUCUGAGGCUGAAGAAACACUUUGUUCACUGAAUUUGUCAUCCUACUAAAAUAAACACGUUGAAGUACAAAA
Molecule: messenger RNA, 547 nt
Organism: Chelonoidis abingdonii (Abingdon island giant tortoise)
Lineage: Eukaryota; Metazoa; Chordata; Testudines; Testudinidae
Gene: UQCRB
Product: ubiquinol-cytochrome c reductase binding protein
Biological process (GO): mitochondrial electron transport, ubiquinol to cytochrome c
Cellular component (GO): respiratory chain complex III
Source: RefSeq, a predicted model, not a curated record